Arvicanthis niloticus (Nile rat) is the source of this 1749-nucleotide messenger RNA. RefSeq names its product serine protease 8 (gene Prss8). Gene Ontology annotation, biological process: positive regulation of sodium ion transport; proteolysis. Lineage: Eukaryota; Metazoa; Chordata; Mammalia; Rodentia; Muridae. Gene Ontology annotation, molecular function: serine-type endopeptidase activity. The record is from RefSeq and is a predicted model, not a curated record.
UGUAAGGCAGAACAGGUCCACACUGGUCACUGCAGAGACUAAAGGCGUGUCCCGUCUUCCCCGUGGCCAUUUCCUGCCGAGAAGCCUGCUUCACCUUCCCAGCCUAGAUCCUGGGAUUCCUCACUUCUGAGCCCACACCUAGAUCCUGCCUCCAAAACCAGCCUUCUAGUUCUUCCCUUUCUACCUAGAGUCUCCUUCAGGGGACCUUUGUCCUGGGCCAUGGCCCUAAGGGUGGGCCUGGGACCCGGGCAGCUGGAAGCUGUGACCAUUCUGCUCCUUAUUGGAUUGCUCCAGUCAAGAGUCGGAGCUGACAGGACUGAAGCCUCCUGUGGUGCAGUCAUCCAGCCACGCAUCACAGGUGGUGGCAGUGCAAAGCCUGGUCAGUGGCCCUGGCAGGUCAGCAUCACCUACAAUGGCGUCCAUGUUUGUGGAGGGUCUCUCGUGUCAAAUCAAUGGGUGGUGUCAGCUGCUCACUGCUUCCCCAGAGAACACAGCAGGCAAGAGUAUGAGGUAAAGCUGGGGGCCCACCAGCUAGACUCCUACAGCAAUGACACUGUGGUCCACACAGUGGCUCAGAUCAUCUCCCACUCAAGCUACCGAGAAGAGGGCUCCGAGGGUGACAUCGCACUCAUCCGCCUCAGCAGCCCUGUCACCUUCUCCCGCUACAUCAGACCCAUCUGCCUCCCUGCAGCCAAUGCCUCCUUUCCCAAUGGCCUUCUCUGUACUGUCACAGGAUGGGGUCAUGUGGCUCCUUCAGUGAGUCUCCAGACCCCCAGGCCUCUGCAGCAGCUCGAGGUACCACUCAUCAGCCGUGAAACCUGUAGCUGCCUGUACAACAUUAAUGCGGUGCCUGAAGAACCCCACACUAUCCAGCAGGACAUGCUGUGUGCUGGCUAUGUGAAGGGGGGCAAGGAUGCUUGCCAGGGUGACUCUGGAGGCCCACUCUCUUGUCCCAUGGAGGGCCUCUGGUAUUUGGCUGGCAUUGUGAGUUGGGGUGAUGCCUGUGGUGCCCCCAACAGGCCUGGAGUAUAUACUCUGACAUCUACCUAUGCUUCCUGGAUCCACCACCAUGUGGCAGAACUCCAACCUCGUGUUGUCCCCCAGACUCAGGAGUCCCAGCCGGAUGGCCACCUCUGCAACCACCAUCCUGUCUUCAACUCAGCUGCAGCCCAGGAAUUGUUAAGGCCCAUACUUUUCCUGCCACUGGGUCUGACCCUGAGCCUCUUCUGCCUUUGGCUUGAACAUUAAGCUACUUAACCCUCAAAGUUGACCAUGCUUCCAGGACCACAGCGCGCCCAAAGACUGUUUGGGAGGGCAGCACGCAGACUUGAUCUUUGAGCCCACUCUUCUGCAUUUGCUCUUUGGAAUUAUAAUCUAGGGCGGAGAAGUUUACAGCCUGUGGAAUGGGCCAGGAAUUCUAGCCACCCUUCUAAUAUCUGCAGCUUAUUGGUUAGGCUCCUAUGGAGCUCCCAGAAGCCUCAGCUAGGAACAGGAACCCUCACUUCAACCUGUAUCUAGCACUCAGGGCCGCUGCCUAGCUGACUGCUGCAGAAGGCUGGCUUCAGGGCCCUGCCCACCCUGCCCUAUGAGCCCUUCACUUCGUCCUCUUCCUGCCUCCUGGACUUUGCCUGUCUUUCUGACAGGAAAGACAGCAGCCUUAAUCUCCUGGACUCCGGAGGACUGAGCCCCCACCGGAGCUGGCUGGGGCUUGGAUCAGGGUGAGGAGUAAAAGGGGCAAGGAUAAAUGUU